AUGUUUAUCUGGAAUUCUGGAGUCCAUAACAAAAUAAAUCAUAAAACAGAUGACACUGAUGAAGUUAUUAAUGAAAAUAAGAAGGAAAAUAAUUUAGGAAAAGAAUGGAUCAGGGACUUUAAAAGUUCUAUUAUUAUGAAAUUAUUUAUUAUUGCAAUGGCGGUUUUAUUGUUUCUUUUUGUUAUGAGCGUCAUUGCAGCUAUUUGGUUUUCACCUAAACAUAAUAGAAAUACAAAACACAAAAACAAAAGAGUAUUACACUUUGAUGAGAAAUUAGGGUUUUUAGAUGAAGAAGAAAAAAAAUUUAAAGAUGAGAAUCCAUUUAACUUAGCAGAGUUUGUGUAUCAAGAUGGAAGUCCUCCAAUUUUGAAAAGACAAAUUGAAAUUGCUGAUCUAAGUCGUCCAAAUCCUGUGUCACGAUGGAUGUUUGAAGACAUUAAUGAAUUAUUUUUAAGAAAGAUUAAAUUGUUAAUGACAGUUCAGCCAUAUGAAAAUGGAAGUUAUCCAGAAGAUGAUGUUCAACAGAGGUUGAUGAAAAAAUUAUUUGAAAAGACAACAUUUCACUUUGAUACUGAAAACCCUGUCCAUGGUUUUAUUCCAAUGAAAGAAGAAAUAAAAAUGUUACCAAAUAGUAAAGGACAUAUAUUACCAGAAUACUGUCAAGGUAGAGUUGAUGUUGUUUGGCUAUAUGUUAAUGGAAGUGAACCACAUUGGCAAGAAACAAUACAAAGAUAUAAAACAGAUUUUGAUCCACAAAGAUUUAGGGAUUAUGAUGCUUUAAAGUUUUCAAUAAGAAGUGUUUAUUUGAAUGCACCGUUUAUUCAUAAUUUCUUUCUUGUUGUUUCAGAUUCUUAUCAAAUCCCAACAUUCCUUAAUAGAAGUAAAAUCCAUACCAUUGAUGAAUUUGAUAAAUUUGACAAA
Molecule: messenger RNA, 921 nt
Organism: Entamoeba dispar SAW760
Lineage: Eukaryota; Evosea; Mastigamoebida; Endamoebidae
Exons: 1
Source: RefSeq, a predicted model, not a curated record